This is a messenger RNA of Galdieria sulphuraria, 1355 nucleotides long. RefSeq names its product myb domain-containing protein. Gene Ontology annotation, molecular function: DNA binding. The record is from RefSeq and is a predicted model, not a curated record. The transcript has a single exon. Lineage: Eukaryota; Rhodophyta; Bangiophyceae; Galdieriales; Galdieriaceae. Bases 134 to 1315 code for a protein of 393 amino acids.
CAGAGAAGAAAUUCUAGAGAAAAAUUUGUCAACUAGCCCAGUUCGUGAGCGACUGCUGGAAUAGUGGUUAUUCUGGACCAGGAACUUUUUUUUGGUUAUUUAUUGGGUUACUUACCUUGGGAAACUACUCAUAAUGUCUAAGUUAGAGGCAGCUUCAGACUCUGGUAGCCUCAAAACAUCUUCUUGUAGUUUUCAGGAAGUGGCAGCCUUGCCUAGACCCAACGGGGAAUCUUUCAGUGGAGGUUAUUUUGGUUCAAAUAUGGAUUUGGUACCAAGAACAAACGUAAACGAAACGUUUUCGAACUCUACUGGACAACAAUACUAUUCAGCAACUCUUCCAACGGCAGCAUGUCAAGGAACACGAGGUGAGAGAGAUUUUCAAGGAAGGGAACAGUUUCUUCAACAAAAUUAUGGCUCCAUCUCGGAAAGAUUUGGUGCAGUGUCGCAAUUAAUGGGAACUGCUGGAUAUUUUUCAAGUGUUUUGCCCCAUCCAGUGGAAGCUAGCGGUGAGCCAACGAGGUUUUCCCAGCUUACGCCACCCUCAACCUGGUCGGGAAUGAAGCCAAACUUUGGCAGUGGAGCGGAGGUUCCUGCGAAUGUUUCAAAUGCUUUGGGCGUUUCCCAGUGGUCGGCACCACCAGGUAGAUUGCCAGAGGAGAUUCCACCAACUUUUUCUUUCGACUCGAGUGAUCCCUCAGGAAGGGACAAGUUGAUAUACGACUUGGAGCGUGUUAAUCACUGGCUUCGUUCGGAAUUGGAGUUGGCUAGGAAAGAAAUUGAUCGAUUGCGUUUACAAUUGGCAGAGCACGAAAAGGGUAAGAACAAACAGGAGAACUCGAAAACGCAGUCAAGAUACUGGACCCCGAGUGAACAUCAGAGAUUUCUGGAGGCGCUUCGAAAGUUUGGGCACAAGGAUGUUAAGUCUAUUUCGAAUUAUGUCGGAACACGGAAUCCCACUCAAGUGAGGACACACGCUCAAAAAUAUUUUUUGCGCUUGUUUAAGGAAUCACGAAAUCGACAAGAACAGGGUAUGGGUCGAGGUUUUUCUGCAAGUAGAAGGUCAAUGAGUGAGCCUGAUUUGAACCGAGCAGAGUUGCAGAAUAGUUCUACAACACAAAUGUAUUGUCAAGAUAACGAAAUGUCGCGGGAGCAGAAAGAGAAUGAUGAUAGUUACGCAUCUAACUUGGGUAGCAGUUGUCAAGCUGCAGAACCCAAGAAUGGCAUUCGACUCUUGUCUUUGGUGGCGACUAACGAAACCAAUUCUCAUGACAAACCAGGAGAAGACAGAAUGAACAUUCAAGAAAACACGUCAUAACAUUCGGCUUUUUGAGUUAUGUAUUAUAUGCUUUUUAAUU